AAAUUUGUAAGGUUAUAAUUUUCUUUCAGAUUUUUGAAGGAUUAUUUUUUAAAAUAUCAGUUUUACAGAAAAAGCGAGCAGAAUAUACUUAAAAAUACUGAUUAUUUUUGUUAUGGAAACAAAUUAAUUCUAUCUGUGGCAUAUUGUCUAGUUUUGAACAAAUUUAAACAAGAUGCCAGCAGUACCUGGUGGCGUAUAUUCUCAGCAGGGUCCUUCCUGCUUCGACAAAAUGAAGACGGGCUUUCUUUUGGGCUUCUGUGUAGGUAUGGCUAGUGGAGCAUUAUUUGGAGGCUUUUCGGCACUAAGGACUGGACUAAGAGGUAGAGAGCUAGUAAACACAGUUGGCAAAGUAAUGCUGCAAGGAGGUGGUUCAUUUGGGACAUUUUUAGCUAUUGGUUCUGGCCUUAGGUGCUAGUACUCGGAAGACUGUUGUAUAAAGUGGGAAGUUUUAUUUUUUUUCCUGAUGUAGAUAUUAAUACACUGUAUUUGUUAUUAGUAAUAAAUUCAUAAUAGUUGUGAA
Sitophilus oryzae (rice weevil) is the source of this 520-nucleotide messenger RNA. Its product is annotated as reactive oxygen species modulator 1. Gene Ontology annotation, biological process: protein insertion into mitochondrial inner membrane; protein import into mitochondrial matrix. Gene Ontology annotation, cellular component: TIM23 mitochondrial import inner membrane translocase complex. The record is from RefSeq and is a predicted model, not a curated record. NCBI's taxonomy places the organism in Eukaryota, Metazoa, Arthropoda, Insecta, Coleoptera, Curculionidae. The coding region runs from base 173 to 415 and encodes 80 amino acids. The transcript is spliced from 3 exons.